AUGUCAACUGCAUCUAAAAUAACAUUUGGUGCUAGUUUAUUAGCAGCAGGAGGGGCUUUUUUAUUCAUUAAUUAUUCGCAAGGUUUAGAACGUCAAGCUUUAAGACAAGGUCCAAUUAAAGAUGCUGCUCGAUUAGAAGCUAAACAUCAACAACAAGAAUUAUCCAAAAAGCAAUUGUUUAAUGAUGCUGAACAUCGUGAACAACAGGAAUUAAGAGAAAAAUUGAUCAAGAUCCAACCAUUAUCCGAUGAGAUUAUUAGAGGGGUUGAUAAAAAGAAGAUGUUAGAUCGUGUCGAAGAUUCUGUCCUCGAUAAAGAGGUGGAAUCUGAUCAAGCCAAGAUACUAUAA
Scheffersomyces coipomensis is the source of this 348-nucleotide messenger RNA. RefSeq lists its product as uncharacterized. NCBI's taxonomy places the organism in Eukaryota, Fungi, Ascomycota, Pichiomycetes, Serinales, Debaryomycetaceae. Gene Ontology annotation, cellular component: mitochondrion. The coding region runs from base 1 to 348 and encodes 115 amino acids. Gene Ontology annotation, biological process: mitochondrial respiratory chain complex IV assembly. The record is from RefSeq and is a predicted model, not a curated record. The transcript is spliced from 2 exons.